AUGCGCUUCACCUCCAUCCUCGUCGCCGCCCUCCCCAUCCUUGGCGCCGUCUUUGCUGCCCCCUUCAAUACCGAGGCCAAGAAGGAUCUCUCCCUUGCCCCUGCUUCUUCCGAGCUUGUCGAGCGAGAUGGGCUCUUGCUCGGUGUUCUCGCCGACCUCAAGGCUGAUGUCACCGCCGCUGGCUCUCUCACCAGCUUGAGCGCUGAGGCCGAUAUCAACGCGUGCAUCCAGGUUGUAAUUGAUGCCUUCAACAAGUGCGGCUCGGCCCUUGGUAUCGACCUUUCUUUGGGCGUGGACGCACGAGUCGGUUUGGACAUUGGCCUUCUCAAGCGCGAGUUGGAAGAGCGAUCUGUCAACAAGCAAGCUGUUGCCCAGGCUCUCGUUGACAUUAUUGCCGUCAUCAACGUCAACAUUUUGAUUCCCGUCAAGCCCAAACUUUUGACCUGUACCUGCUCCCAAACCCACUCUCUUGUCACCGAACUCGACUUGCUCCUCACCGGUCUUCUCUGCGCGUUGGAAGCUAUUCUCGGUGGCCUCCUCGUCAUCGUCAAGGGCCUCUUGAUCACCGUGCUGGGACUGGUCUCUGUCCUUCUUGGAGGCUUGCUCCCCAGCUGCCUUGCCGUUUGCGGCUUCUAA
Cryptococcus wingfieldii CBS 7118 is the source of this 636-nucleotide messenger RNA. RefSeq lists its product as hypothetical. The record is from RefSeq and is a predicted model, not a curated record. The transcript has 3 exons. NCBI's taxonomy places the organism in Eukaryota, Fungi, Basidiomycota, Tremellomycetes, Tremellales, Cryptococcaceae. Bases 1 to 636 code for a protein of 211 amino acids.